AUGGUGCGGUCGAUGAUGCUUACAGUGUUUACGCUUGCUUUCUUUGGAUUGGUAGCAGAUGCAGCAGUCGUUCAACGCACAUUCCGUAUAGGAUCCACGUCUACGAACAUGCUAUGUCGAAGCACGAGCAUUAUCGCUGUGAACAACCAAAUGCCCGGUCCAACACUUGUGGCUCAAGAGGGUGAUACUAUAAUUAUCCAUGUCAUCAAUAAUUCACCCCACGAUAUAUCUAUCCAUUGGCAUGGGAUAUUUCAACUACUAAGUGGCUGGGCCGAUGGCGCGAAUUUGAUAACUCAAUGCCCGAUACGUUCGGGGAGCUCGUAUACGUACAAGUUCAAGGUGGUCGGCCAAGAGGGCACGCUAUGGUGGCACGCUCAUUCCUCAUUUCUCCGAGCAACCGUCUACGGUGCGCUCAUCAUCAGGCCAAGACUAGGUCCUUUAGCUUACCCCUUUGACAAACCCUACCGCGAAAUUCCAAUUAUACUUGGUGAGUGGUGGAAGGAGGAUGUAAUAAAGGUGGAAAAAGAUGCUUACUUAGCGGGCAACGUACCAAUCAAAUCUGAUGCAUUCACCAUCAAUGGAAUGCCCGGGGAUCUUUAUCCAUGUCCAAAUACAUACAAGUUGAAGGUGGAGUAUGGCAAGACAUACAUGUUGCGAAUCAUCAACGCUGCACUCAAUAGCCAUCUCUUCUUCAAAGUGGCCGGCCAUUUUUUCACGGUGGUGGCGGUCGACGCCAGUUACACCGAGCCAUGCGUCACCGACACGAUCGUUAUUGCCCCGGGCCAAACCGUCGACGCCCUCAUGGAGACGAACGCCACCCCCGGCCGAUACUACAUGGCCGCUCGCGUGUACCUCUUCCUAGCCCCGCCGCUAGAAUUCGACGACACGACCGCCACGGCUGUAAUCGAGUACGCAUCCGCGCCCCCGAUAUCGUCUGCUCCGGAAAUGCCGCCCAUGCCCUUCUACUUCGACACUCCGACCGCCGAGCUCUUUUACACUAGGCUGAACGGCCUCAUCGGCCGGCCUGGGUGGCCCACCGUCCCCCUCACAGUCGACGAGCGGAUGUUCGUCACCGUCGGGUUCAACCUCUUGCCGUGUGCUCAGGAUCAGACGAGGUGCGGCCCCGUCGCCCUCGCAGCGAGCAUGAACAGCAUAGUGUUUCAAUUCCCGAAGCGGGUGUCGCUGCUCGAAGCGCAUUUCGAGGGAAUACCGGGGAUAUAUACGUCGAACUUUCCCAAAAAUCCGCCGGUGAUCUUCGAUUACACGAAGGGCGGCAACCCGUUCCAGGCGAGCAAGGGUACGGAGCUGAAGAAGAUCAGGUACAACGACGUGGUGGAGGUGGUGCUGCAGAACACGGCGAUCGUCGGGUUCGAGAACCACCCGAUCCACCUCCACGGCUUCAACUUCUUCGUGCUGGCGCAGGGGGCGGGGAAUUACGACCCCCGUGCCGGGAGCACGAGCUUCAAUUUGGUCAAUCCCCUCGUACGAAACACAAUCGCCGUGCCGGCCGGAGGAUAUAUAAUUUUAUCAUAAUUAUCUGACGUGACAGGCGUAUGGUUCAUGCAUUGCCACAUGGACUCGCACCUUCCUUUGGGGCUGGCGAUGGCGUUCGAGGUGGAGAACGGCAACACUCCGGACUCGAUCCUACCCCCGCCGCCUCCCGACUAUCCCAAGUGUUAAUUAAACAGAGCUAAGCAUUCAUUUUCUCUCCAGUUGAAAAGUUUGAAGAAAAGGGAAAAGAAAAAAGAGACGCUUGAUUUCAAAAGUCCAAGAAAAAGAUAACAAAAAAAAAAAGAUUUAUUUGUCUAGCUCUUGGAGUACACAAUGUCGAUGGAAUUUUUUCCCUCUGUGCCUCUGUGUUGUAUUGUACCUUCUGAUCAUUUUCCUUUUUUUUUUUAAGAAUUUUUGCGAUGAAUGCCAAGUGUGUAUAACCUUAUCAACAGAUUGGUGGAUUUUAAUUUGUGAGUGCGAAGACUCUAAUAAAAUGGUCCAUUCUUUGAAAGAUUGGAUUAUGUUGCUAUUUAAUUCGAUGUAUCUAAUUAUUUG
Messenger RNA from Ananas comosus (pineapple), 2046 nucleotides. Its product is annotated as laccase-8-like. The transcript is spliced from 6 exons. Gene Ontology annotation, cellular component: apoplast. The record is from RefSeq and is a predicted model, not a curated record. NCBI's taxonomy places the organism in Eukaryota, Viridiplantae, Streptophyta, Magnoliopsida, Poales, Bromeliaceae. Gene Ontology annotation, molecular function: hydroquinone:oxygen oxidoreductase activity; copper ion binding. Gene Ontology annotation, biological process: lignin catabolic process.